AUGCAGGUUGAUAUUAAAAAAGACGAUAUAGAGCCAAUACAACACACCGAAAUGAUGAAAGUUCAUAUUGAUUUAUCGACCAUUAAGAAAAAUGCCAUAAGCAAUGCAUGUGAAAAAUUUGAAGCUUUUGCAGGAAAUUUUAUCAAUGAUAUAAAAAAAGAAACCUUACCAAAACAAACUGGCAUUGUUCCAACUUUAAAAACACCAUGUGGACAAGGUACAAAAACCUGGGCUAAAUAUAAAAUUAUUGUUCACCAAGUCAGAUACGUUAUAACCAGCUCUCAUGAUCAGCUUGAAAAAGUGAUACAAUUUUUGAAAAAUUUUCCAGAUAUUGAUAUUAAUAUGGGAAUUUAUAAUUAA
Molecule: messenger RNA, 360 nt
Organism: Vairimorpha ceranae
Lineage: Eukaryota; Fungi; Microsporidia; Nosematidae
Product: 40s ribosomal protein s20
Exons: 1
Coding region: 1-360 (119 amino acids)
Source: RefSeq, a predicted model, not a curated record